AUGAGUGCCCGCGAGCUCCGAGCUCUUCCUGACCCUCUCCCAGCAGCCCUUGUUGGAGCAUCGUCGGUCCUCUUGACCCAAGUCCCGGACAUCAUGAGUGAGAAGACUGUGACUACCCCAGGAGGCAUCCCAGCUGCUGAUUUCAUCGAAAAUGUUGACAACCAUCUCGAGAGCACCAAGUCCAACCACGAGCAAGCGCUGGCCAAACUGCAGGACCUGUACAGCAAGUACAAGUUCAUUGAAUCUCGACUUUCACAGAGCAAAGCAAAUUUGAAAGGAAAGAUCCCCGAGAUCAAGAAGACGCUCGAAGCUCUCAAGUUCCUUAAGACCAAGUCGACUGGCGAUGAAGAAUGCCUCACCGACUUCGAACUCUCUCCCACCAUUCUGGCAAAAGCCAAGCUGAAGAAGACAGACACUGUCUGUCUCUGGCUCGGAGCCAACGUGAUGAUGGAGUUUAGCUUUGAUGAAGCUGAGAAUCUGCUGAGCGGCAACCUCGGGACAGCCUCCACCAACCUCGAGCGGAUCCAAGAGCAGCUGCUGUUUCUGCGCGAUCAGAUCACGACGACCGAGGUGAACAUGGCGCGGGUGUACAACCACGAGGUGAGGCUGAGAAAGAGCGGAAAGUUGCCGGCCAAGGCAGAAUAG
Molecule: messenger RNA, 645 nt
Organism: Guillardia theta CCMP2712
Lineage: Eukaryota; Cryptophyceae; Pyrenomonadales; Geminigeraceae
Product: Prefoldin protein, subunit 3
Exons: 11
Coding region: 1-645 (214 amino acids)
Biological process (GO): tubulin complex assembly; protein folding; microtubule-based process
Cellular component (GO): cytoplasm; prefoldin complex
Molecular function (GO): tubulin binding
Source: RefSeq, a predicted model, not a curated record